AUGAAUCGCCGGAUUCUAGUGUCUGGACAUCCCACCUGCAGCUUCCGGAAGCAGUUGGGGAUUGGGUCUACGAUUUUUGUGGCUUUGUUGCAUUGCACGCAACAAGCUGGUUUUGCGGCCGCAAAAUUGCCAACAGUUGCGUGGUCACCACGGCAUGCUACCCUGCCUGAGCUUGAAGAGUUGGAGCAGGUCGCGGGGCCGAAUCCGAAUCUUGCCAUCGGCGUGCUGCCGAAGUUUCUCACUGAUGCAGAGAUCGAGACUCUGAAUGCCGUCGCCGGUCAUGCCAAUUCCUGGGAGGACCGCCAUGAGGGCCUCAUCUUCACCCAUUACGUCCGACGCAUUGAGUCUGCCUUGAGGGAAGUCGAUCUGGAUUUGUACCAGAAGCUCUUGCUCACUGCGUGGUCCGUGGACCAGCAGAUUUGGAAGAAUUUGGGACCCCUGGACUACACGCUGCCCCAAAUCGAGUACAUCGAGUACGACGUGGAGAAGCUGGGCUGCGAAGGGAAGAUCGCGAAGCACAAUGACAAUGGCUCUAUGGUGUCUCUAGUAGCUCUGCUUUCAGAUCCCUCUGAGUUUCAGGGAGGUGCAAACUUUUUCAAAGGCGCGCCACAGAAGCGGCGAGUGGUCCUGCAGACGGGGGAUGCCGUUUUCUUCUACGGCCACCAGUGUGAGCAUUGGAUCUCCCCGGUGACCUCGGGUCGCCGGGCCAUUCUCCAGAUCGAGCUCCAGAGCCCCAAGCUGCUGCAAUGCCAGGAAGAUCCGGAGGAAAGGCCGGGGAAGAGGAAGCCUAAAGGAAGCAAGGGUGGCCGGGGACGACGACGGUGA
Molecule: messenger RNA, 825 nt
Organism: Symbiodinium necroappetens
Lineage: Eukaryota; Dinophyceae; Suessiales; Symbiodiniaceae
Source: the annotation of a GenBank genome assembly